GAUUCUAGGUGAACUCUGAACAAGUGAGUGACCAACAUAGUUCUCACUCACUGGUAGAGCUCUUCAUCCCAGUAUCCGACUUCCAGGGCUCCUCGGGCCCCGGGUUAUAUGACCCUUAAACCCUGCGGCCUCUAAAGGACUCUGAGGAGAACCUCCCCAGAGCCAGAGACCUUGAGGAGGCCCCAGAAGAGGCUCCCCCUCGAAGGGGCGUGGGCACGGCGAUGGGUGCUGCAAGACGUGUUGUAGCAUAAACAAGCACCAGUGUGGUCUUCACAGAGCAUAAAGAGGAGCAGAGCUUUCCACCAGUCGUGAAGAUGUGGUGACCCUUCAGCCACACGGCCGUGUAUCUCAGAGAGGAGACAAGCACAGCGUGAACCUCAGAACCACAGCAGUGGAGCCAUGGAAACGUCAUAAGAGCGUGGAGGGUUCAGAGCGUAACGAGCUGGUCUGCAGAACGCAUUAGCUGCCAGGGAUGAAGGCCAGAUCCUGACCCUGGUCUCCCGAUGGCUGUAGCGGGGCCCGGUUGGGCCCCUGUGGUGUGGGCCCUGGGCUGCUCCUGGCUCCUCGUCCUCCACGUCUCCUCCGCCGAGAAGCCCGCCAAACUGCCGCUGCUCGGCCGCAAGCCCUUCAUCUCCGCGUGGAACGCCCCCCUGGACGUGUGCGCCGGCAAGUACAACGUCAGCCCCGACAUCGAGCACCUCUUCCACAUCCAGGGCAGCCCCCGGCGCUCCCACACCGGCCAGAGCGUCACCAUCUUCUACGCCAACCGCCUGGGCCGCUACCCCUACUACACCGAGCAGGGCGCGGCCGUGCAGGGGGGCCUUCCGCAGAACUGCAGCCUGGACCUGCACCUCCUGCAGGCCCGGCGGGACAUCCUGCACUUCCUGCCCGCCGAGGACUUCCGGGGCCUGGCCGUCAUCGACUGGGAGUACUGGCGGCCCCAGUGGAGCCGCAACUGGCACCGCAAGGACGUGUACCGCCGGCGGUCGCGGGAGCUGGUGGCCGAGGAGUACGCCAACGCCACGGCGGAGCAGGUGGAGGAGCUGGCGCGGAAACGCUUUGAGAAACGGGCGCGGGCGUUCAUGCAGACGACGGUCCAGCUGGGGCUGAGCCUGCGGCCCCAGGCCCUGUGGGGCUUCUACCUCUACCCCGACUGCCACAACUACAACGUGCUGCAGGACGACUACGCGGGCCGCUGCCCGCUGCCCGAGAGGCAGCGCAACGACGAGCUGCAGUGGCUGUGGAACAGCAGCGCGGCGCUCUUCCCCUCCGUGGCCAUCAGGAAGAGCCAGAGCAACAGCAUGAGCAACCUCCACUUCUCCAACCACCGCAUCCGCGAGGCGCUGCGCGUGGCCGGCCUCACCUCCCGGGACUACGAGCUGCCCACCUACGUGUACCUGAGGCUGGGUUACCGCGACGACGCCCUCGCCUUCCUCACCAACAGAGACCUGAUCCACACCGUGGGGGAGAGCGCCGCCCUGGGGGCCGCAGGCUUUGUCAUCUGGGGCGACCUGAACCUCACCUCCUCCAAGUUCAACUGCUCCAAGGUGACCUCCUUCGUGAGCACGCGUCUGGGGCGCUACAUCGCCAACGUGACGCACGCCGCCCAGGUCUGCAGUGACUUCCUGUGUCAGAGCAACGGGCGCUGUGUGCGCCGCGACCCCCUGGCCCGCCACUACCUCCAUCUAAGCCCUCUCAGCUACGCCCUCCACCCCGCAGCCGGCGGGGGCUUCGUCGCCGCGGGCUCGCCGUCGUCACAUGACCAGGCGCUGCUCGCCAAGCGCUUCCGCUGCCACUGCUACCAGGGUAACGCCGGGGCCCGCUGCGACAGCCUGAACCUCCUGGAUGAGGGGGAGGAGAAGGAGGAGAGGAAGGGGGAGCAGGAGGUCACAGAGGAGGAGAGGCGGAGGUUGGACUGGGAGGCGGAGCAGUGCGAGGAGGAAAGCCUGGCCCCUCCCACAGGCAGCCAUCUUGGCUUGACUCUAUGGCUCCUCCUGGUUCACCUGGCGUUAGUCUGGAUAGCGCUGUGAGGCGUGACCACCUUGCAUGACAAGACAGAGACCUGGAACAAUCACUGUAGAGGAGCCACCGUGGAGAAACCUUUAGCAACAGACUCCAGAGACUGAGGGACUAACCAGAGACUGAGGGACUAACCAGAGACUGAGAGACUAACCAGAGACUGAGAGACUAACCAGAGACUGAGAGACUAACUAGAGACUGAGGGACUAACCAGAGACUGAGGGACUAACCAGAGACUGAGGGACUAACCAGAGACUGAGGGACUAACCAGAGACUGAGGGACUAACCAGAGACUGAGAGACUAACCAGAGACUGAGAGACUAACUAGAGACUGAGAGACUAACUAGAGACUAACCAGAGACUGAGAGACUAAUCAGAGACUGAGGGACUAACCAGAGACAGGGACUAACCAGAGACUGAGGGACUAACCAGAGACUGAGAGACUAACUAGAGACUAACCAGAGACUGAGAGACUAAUCAGAGACUGAGAGACUAACCAGAGACUGAGAGACUAACCAGAGACUGAGAGACUAACUAGAGACUAACCAGAGACUGAGCGACUAAUCAGAGACUGAGAGAUUAACCAGAGACUGAGGGACUAACCAGAGACUGAGGGACUAAACAGAGACUAACCAGAGACUGAGAGACUAACCAGAGACUGAGAGACUAAACAGAGACUAACCAGAGACUGAGAGACUAACCAGAGACUGAGAGACUAACUAGAGACUAACCAGAGACUGAGCGACUAAUCAGAGACUGAGAGAUUAACCCGAGACUGAGAGACUAAUUAGAGACUGAGAGACUAAACAGAAACUAACUGGAGACUGAGAGACUAACCAGAGACUGAGAGACUAACCAGAGACUGAGAGACUAACUAGAGACAGAGACUAAACAGAGACUAACCAGAGACUGAGAGACUAACAAGCGACUGAGAGACCAACCAGAGACUGAGAGACCAACCAGAGACUGAGACUAACCAGGGACGAACCAGAGACUGACAGACUUGAGAGGCUCAACAUGGACAGAUGGUUCAUAUCUGAGGUACCAGGGUGGUCUACAGCACUUGUUUUAUAUACUGCUGCUUUUAUGAGACAAUCUGAACAUCUAAGACAUUAGCAAAACUAUUCAACACAGAUUGAACGCAGAAAUCUUUCAAUGCCACCAAAUUAUGUCGUUUGUUUACCGAAUGUAUAAGUUCAUGAUAUUUAGUUGAUUAUAGUAGCACCAAAUGUUUAAAAACAGACAUUGUUUUAUAUAUGUCAUGGCUUUAUCCCAGUGUCAUCUUCCUUCAUAGUACUGGAGGCGUGGCGGACGUACGUGUGACCGCGCCACCUUAGUGUCAAUACUCACCCAAAGUCCUACCUCACCUGAGAACUGGAGUGACUGUGUGUUGUGAAACGCCCCCCGAGGGAGGAAGGGAGUGAGAACGAAUUUUUCUGUCUUCUGCUCUUUCCUGGGCUCUCUUUGUAACUCUCGAUCUUACCAGCUUCAACAACAUAGCAACCUUCCUAUAAUGAGCUACCCAUUAUUACCUACGCGAUGCAGUGCAGUACAAAGUUUGGAGAGCAGCUUUAGACCAGCGAGGUGGUAGACUUUAGACCAGUUAGUAGUCCAGUCCGGCUUCUCAAACAGAAGCAGCAUGGAGACGAGGCAACGGGUGGAAACGUGAAUGUCGAUGCACUACAAAUAAAGAAGUUUUAUAUUUUAA
Molecule: messenger RNA, 3727 nt
Organism: Gadus macrocephalus (Pacific cod)
Lineage: Eukaryota; Metazoa; Chordata; Actinopteri; Gadiformes; Gadidae
Gene: hyal4
Product: hyaluronidase 4
Exons: 4
Coding region: 504-2030 (508 amino acids)
Biological process (GO): carbohydrate metabolic process; hyaluronan catabolic process
Molecular function (GO): hyalurononglucosaminidase activity
Source: RefSeq, a predicted model, not a curated record